Molecule: messenger RNA, 1056 nt
Organism: Lecanosticta acicola
Lineage: Eukaryota; Fungi; Ascomycota; Dothideomycetes; Mycosphaerellales; Mycosphaerellaceae
Source: the annotation of a GenBank genome assembly
AUGGGAAACACGGAAUCUGUCCCGCAUACGUCGGAUGGAGCACGACAGACCUGGACGGAUGACGAUCCUCCGAGACCCAUACCGGCCAUGUGGUACGACGAACACUACCAGAGAGGCCGUGCCGAAGGGCGUCGCCAGGGGAGGAUGAGAUUGGCUGCCGCGGAAAAGAAGAAGCCCAAGAGGACUUUCAGCCAUGUUGGCUGUCAGACAGAUUCUCCGGCUCCGCUGAAAGAGUGUUCAUGCCAAACACAGCCAUUGCCGAUUUCCAAUGCCCGUGUUGGUGGCGAAGCGUCUGGCACGACUUCGUUUGAAGAAACCUCGUGUCAGCCGGAGACUCCAUCGAACCCGCCAGGUGCUAUUAGCUGUCAGACCAUUCCUGCAGAAGGCACUACGAUGCGAGGCAUGAAGCGAUCCCAGGACGCCGCCGGGACGGAGCAAACGGUGCUGUCCGACUUCGUCAACGUUCAUCCCUCCCGCCAGCAGAACAUCGAAGGAUACAUGCAGGCCAAGCGGACUUCCUCUUCGACAACUUCGUCUGCAAUAUCGUCAUCCAACGGUCCUUCUUCUCCGACGGCGUCGAUCAGCAGUGUCUCGUUUACCAUGCCUCCAUCAAGCACUGCCUCCGCCCAAGUGGAUUCCUCCGCGAUGACUUCUGCUAGUACGAGCCGCACGUCUUCGGUCUGCUUUAUCGAUAGUGGUCAUUCCCGCGAGAUACUCAUCAAGGGCUUCAAAGAGGCCAAAAUGAUUCCCAUCUCGACAUCAUCGGCCAGCACCGCAGCAUCGGCGGAUAUCACCGCUUCCUCUGCCACGACGGUCGCUUCCAGCACGAUGGCUUCCUCCGUCACGACAGCUUCCUCCAGCACUGCGGCUUCAGCCAGCACGACAGCAUCUGCCAGUAGUACCUCGUCUACGCCAGCUUCGUCUCGGACUUCAUCGAGGCUGGAUUCCGUCGCUUCCGAUUCGGGACAUGACGAUUGGCUCCUGCGACAGACCGCGUGGGAGUCUUCCACGCCGAGUAAGAGGGGCAAAGCCAAUGAGAAGUACUCUUGUCAGUAG